AUGGAUGUCGACAUUGAGUUGCCCGACGCAGACACGGCCUUGGUGUGCGGCGAGGAGCCGAUGAUGCCCACCGACAAGCGUCUCGGCGGCAGAGACCAAUAUCAUCGGGCCCCCUCGUGUCUCUUGCGUGACCACGACACGCUCGACGGCCGCGUGAAGUUGGAGAAUCCCGACAGCGUCAAGGCGGAGGGUCAUGAGUGUCAGGAGGAGGCGACCGCAGGAACCGAGGCCAGCAUGGGGCAGGAGGAUCACGGCACUGGGGGAGAUGAACGGCAGAGGUUGUAUCGGCAGGCCGCCGUGGAGCUCUACACCAAGCUUGCCAAAAUGAUGAGCCGCACGUCAGUUGUUCCACCGCCUUUACCAGACGCAGAGCCUGAGAAUGCCACGGCCGAAGCAGUCGAGGCCCCACCAGAGGGCCAAGGCGAUGGGGAAGCUGCCGAAGGAGAUGCGGAUGCAGGAGGAGCACCCGAAGGAGAGGUCGGCGCUGUCGACGACGGCGGGGACGUGGAGAAAGACUUGGAGCUGAUUCGGGAGAAGGGGGUCAGCCCCUUAUCCAUGGGGGCCCCAUGGCCGACAGGUUCACACCUUGGGGCGGCCUGCAGGAUCAAGAAGACGAUCAACUCGUACGUCGACGCGCUAGGUGACCCCAAGUGGUUCGAAGAGUUCAUUCUUGGAGCGGUCCACGCCUUGCACAGGCGCUACCAGAAGCACAAGCCCAGCAUAAUUGGGAAGUGCUCUUUUGAGGUGCAAUUGGCUUACACUCAGGUGGACAAUCGGCUUGCUGCGUUGAUUACCCUGCACAAAACCAUUAAAUCAUGGAUUGAGGCCCAAGUGGAUAUGCUCUUGCAGGAGACGCUGGCGCCGUUCUCCGUCAUGGUCUCCUACUUCCUCCACUCGGACAGCGCCAUGUCGGAGGAACUCAACAUCAUCUUGACCUAUGCCACGUUCCAGGGGAUGUCGCUCAAGCUGGAGUCGGUCGCGCACGCGAUCGAGACAUUCGACGUUAGCAUUCUCACCCACAUCAGCGAGCUCGCGAAGGCCAAGCCCGAGGAGCCAGCUCCAGAAGCUACGCCCGCUGUAAAGGCUGAGGAGGGGAGCACGGCCACGGCCAGCGCUGGCACGGGCACCAAAAGGGGGAAGACCGCUAAGGAGUCGAUCAAGCGAGCUGGGGAGGAGCUCAAGCAGCGAGCCGCCAUUGGCCAGACCCCGAUCUAUCACCUCUCCGUCAUGGUGUCGGAGGCUGUUCGGACAUGGAUCACCGAGCUUCCCGAGUGGUGGAUUAAGGACGAGUUGAAGGCCUACGACCUCGUAGUCGAGAUCGAAGUGAUCGUUAAGCAAUGGGACGCCAAGGAGAGGAACAUGCGGACCGACCUGGAGGACGACACGAGCUUCGCUGUCAUCGCGAAGUGCGCUCACCACACGGAGUCCGCCAGGCCUUCCUCGAGCGACGCGCGGCACGCCAGGAGGGUGAUCCUCGACCAGGUUCGGCAGCCGAGCUCUCCUGCGUCGGAGCUCGCGCGCACGCUGCAGGCAUGCCCAGUGGGCAAGGCGAUGAUGGAGGCCAGCCGCCUGCACGUGGCUCAGAGCAUCGAGGACGACGCGGCGACGGGAAAGUUCGAGGCCUCGUCAAAGCGUUUCGAGAGCCACUUCGCGGAGUGCUUUGACGAUUUGCCGCAGUGGAUCGCCAGGAUGCGCCGCAUCUCUGUCGAGGAUGGCUUCGGCUUCAUCGACGACCUCUUCAAGAACAUGUGCCCUUUCUUCGCGAGCGCGCACGGUGCCAUGCAGAAGUGGUCCGCGGCGUCGGUGCACUCGAACCUCGACUACAUGGCGAGCAACCUGUCGAACUCAAUGGACCUCAUCAGGAUCGGCAGGCACAUGCUCAUCGACAUAUGGGGCGAGCUCGUUCUGCCUAUAUUGCCGACGCUCAGCGACGCGCUACUAGCGCGCACUAACGGGUACGAUAUUCAGGGGGGUGAUGAUGGGCACCCUUUGAUGGAUAUGGAUCAGAAGUCCGAGCACGAUGAGGCCAUCACGGAGGUGAAGGCAUCACACGAUAAGACCAUCGAGCACUUCUCCGCGACGGCGGUCCUCGUCAAGGAAAGCAUCACCAGCUUCGGCAACACCCUGACGGACAUCAACACCAGGUGGGAGAACGCCAAGGUGGCCUUACUCGGUCGCGUGGGCGAGGCUAUCUACGAUAAGUUGCCUGAGGAGUUCGUCUCUAACCCAGUCAAGCUUCAGAGCUCCAUCGGGCAUGCCACUGACCUGCUGAAGGAGAUGCUCACAUUCAUGGAGUACUGCGUGAAACUUACGGAUAUGAAGGCACAUGUCAUGCAGAUCGCUGAGCAGCAGGAGGAGUUCACGAACACUGUGGUCAAGUUUGCGGGCAUGUUGAACUGGAUGAUUCGGGAGAUCUUCGAGUUCGAUGCCGACAGCUUGGCCACCGAUCAGUGCCGCGUCCUGAAGGUGAGCGAUGUCUUCAGGCAGUUCGUCAACGACGGGCGCGCUCGUCGGGGGGCUUCUCGCCCAGGCACGCCCAUCUACACCGACGCCGCCGACAACUUUGUCAAUGGCCUGCUCGCGGAGAUCGCCCCCAAGCUCAGCUUCGGACUCGGCGAGGUCAGCGAGAGCGUCGUGCGAGAGAUCGCCCAGGAGCAGGCUUUCGCCAGGCUGGUCACUGACGCCGACAUCACUGCCGUCCUGCUGCCAGGCGUUGCAUGGGCUGACGGCUCUCAGAUCGACGAUGCAGCUGUAGAGGCGGUUCCGUACAACAAGGCGUUCUCAGACUUGGUGUCAUUCAUGCAGGCAGGUUCCAUUAGCGACAUCUUGAUCCCAGGCGCCUCUAAAGACGGCCUCGAGGCUCGCAUGCCAGUGGAUCUUGCGAAGCUGUACUUGGACAUCGUGACGCAGGUGAAGGACUUGGUGGGGAUCGCAGCGCAGCUGCACUCGAACCUCUACAUGGACCAGAAGGCGAGCGAGGAGGACAUGUUCGACAAGGCGCUGGCACGCAUGGACAAGCUCCUGAGCUCGAAGGAGGUCCACGAGUUCGAGAAGCAGGGCUGGGCGCUGACCGUCACCCCUCAGAGCGCGAGGCAGUGGAUCAGCGCGCUCGCAGUCUACUCGUGCAGCUGCCGCAACCAGCUGUUCAAGAACUUGGAGGCGGUCCUCCAGUGCCACUCCAAGGCGUGCAAAGGGAUACUUCCAGAGCUCGACGCGGCGGUCGACUCGAGCGGACGCUUCAACGAGAAGCUCGGCCUCAAGCUGUUCAACAACCAGCAGGGCGUGGUGAACGCCUACAACAAGGUGCAUAAGAGCAUGUCACACCUGGUCAGGGCGGGCAAGCUCCUGGAGUUGGUGCCUACCGUGGCCGAGCACGACCUGACGGCGGAGGCCGUCGCGACGGGCGUCACGUGCAUGGCCAUCGGCCUUGCAAAGGGGCGCGCUGCGCCACCUGGGGCGAAGGCGAACCAGGUCGUGGCGAUGACCCGCGGCGUGCAGAUGCUGGAGGAUCUCAAGACAUCCCCGACGGGCCCUGCGAGGGCCGCGGCGUUCCUGGAGCGCUACAAGACGGACAAGGCGAAGGACGUGCCCACGUGCUUCUGGGCGGAGUUCGAGGCGAUCUCGGCAGAGGAUCGUGGCGCGCCAGCCGCGGUCGGCGCCGAGGCUCCGCCUGCCGCCGAUGGCUCCGGCGGCUGCUGUGGAGGGGCGGCGCGCGCGGCCAGCGGCAGCCAGUGCUACACGCCCCAGCCAAAGGGCACGGGGCCGCCGAGCCAGGGCACGGCGACCAAGACCAAGCAGGAGCAGCACGACAGCGGCGGGGCGUCGAGCUCAGCCGCGGGCGCCAAGCGUGGCGCGCCAAGCUCCAGGCCAGCUGGCCUGAAGCGCGCGAAGCGCUAG
Prorocentrum cordatum is the source of this 3897-nucleotide messenger RNA. NCBI's taxonomy places the organism in Eukaryota, Dinophyceae, Prorocentrales, Prorocentraceae. The record is from the annotation of a GenBank genome assembly.